Messenger RNA from Aspergillus caelatus, 2802 nucleotides. It is a transcript of the gene somA, whose product is annotated as putative cAMP-dependent protein kinase pathway protein (Som1). The record is from RefSeq and is a predicted model, not a curated record. NCBI's taxonomy places the organism in Eukaryota, Fungi, Ascomycota, Eurotiomycetes, Eurotiales, Aspergillaceae. Bases 197 to 2512 code for a protein of 771 amino acids. Gene Ontology annotation, biological process: positive regulation of transcription by RNA polymerase II. The transcript is spliced from 6 exons. Gene Ontology annotation, molecular function: protein binding. Gene Ontology annotation, cellular component: nucleus.
GGAAGCAUCGGUCAUCUCGUCUGAUUGUCUUCCGUUUUUCAUUCACUCGUCUUGAUCGCCUCGCGCCCCUCGCCUUAUCUUGUGGUGAGCCCCCGCGCCGCGAGACGGUGGAUGCGCGUUAAACCCAUCUAUCGCCGACGCCUUUGAUCGACGACAAGAAAUAGGUGAGGGUGGCUGAGCCCCUUGGAGUGCCACCAUGAACCAGAUGAAUGUAGCUGGGAUGAACCCCGGGGCCGGGGGCCCCGUGGGAGGGGUCCCCAUGAUCAAUAAUGGUUCGACGGUUCCUCGUAACGAUGGAAAUGUGAACAAUAUCCCCGAGUUGAUGAUUAACAAUCUCAAUACCUAUAUCUAUGAUUAUUUGUUGAAGCGCGGCCAUCACGAGUGUGCUAGGGCUUUUGUGAAUGACGACUCGAUCAAAAUGAGCACUGAGCCGCCUAUAAAGUCAAGCCCAGGCCACCGUCGCGAUGGCGAGGUGAACGGUGUCGAUGGUGAUACGAUGAUGACAGAUGGCAAGGACGGUGACAAAAUUAAAAUACCUGAUGACCUGCCACGGCCAAAUCUUCCUAGCGAAGGCCAGCAAUCGUCUUUCCUCUUGGAUUGGUUCAGUCUCUUUUGGGAUUUCUUCUGGGCCCAGCGCAAGAAAGGGAACAGCAAUGAUGUGAGACAGUACCUCCAACAUACUCAGAACAUGUUGCGCUUCCGAGAACAACAGCAAAACCAAUUACUACGACAACAGCCGAUGAUGCCCGCCCAGAUGCAGCAGCUCAAUCUUCGCCGAAAUGGAUCGGUUGCACCCAACCUUCAGAAGACUGUUUUACAAAACAAUACCUCAGGCCUCUCCCAACAACAGCUUGCUCAGCUCCAAAAAACACAGCAAGUGCAGAUGAUCCAACAGAUGCAGAGAGAACACUCGGAUAUAGACAUGAACGGCCAUCGCCCCCAGUCCCCGUCGUCCGCAGAGAACGCCCCGUCGCCAUCGAAACGGCCCCGUCUCGAAAGUGGACACAUGAACGGACAGCAACUAGCCCCCAAUGGACGGGGUCAAGGACAGGGCAUGCCCGGUCAGCCGAAUCCGCAAGCGCUUUUAAUGCAAAACGGUCUCAACCCACGGCCGAUGAAUCCGGCCCAAUUCCAGGCUUUCCAGCAGUCGGGCCCUGCUGCGCAGCAGAAGUCAAUCCAGGGCAUGCCGAAUGGUGGUUUGAUAAAUCCCGGUGUCAUGCCAAAUCAGACGGACCUGGUGCCAUUGCCAGAUGGCCAGGGUAUGUACCCGAUGAACGGCGAUUACUAUCCACCGAAUGGUCAAAUGGCCCAGGUUCGGGCUGGCUUGCAGACACCUGGCGGUCAGCAUGGGAAUCAUGCUCUCCAGGAUUAUCAAAUGCAGCUUAUGUUGCUUGAACAACAGAAUAAGCGGCGCUUGAUGAUGGCUCGUCAAGAGCAGGAUAGCAUGGCCCGUCCUGACGGCCAGCCCCCAAUGCCAGGGCAGCAGCAGGCUUUGCCACCAGGCACCUCUCCCCAAGGCAGCAGGGCGGGCACAUCCCCCAACCCGAACGAUCAAAUGAAACGAGGCACUCCGAAGAUGCCCCAGACAGGGCUCCCUGGUUCCCCCAGUGGCGGUGACGCAAUGGCCCAGGGUCGUGGAUCGCCUGCGUCAAUGAAUUUCAACGGUGGCCAGAUGCCACCUGAGAUGGGCGGCGCGUUCUUCAUGAAAAGCAUGCAAGACGGCAUGGCAGGCCCCAACGGAAUGCGACCUCCAAGCUCGAAUCCCGCUUUCAGUGGCCCUCAAAUGGGUCAGCCUAUCCCUGCGGGUGCUGGAAACCGGGUGCCGAGCGGAGGCUGGCCGCCGCAGCAAGGUGGUCAGGGCCAACCGAUGGCGCCACAACAGUCCCCUGCGACCCAAACAACCGGAACGCCCCAAGAGCGCAACGCAAUGCCUCCUCCUCAGGCUCCGCCCGCGGCGGGUGCUAAUGCUGGUCGCACGCAGCCCCCGUCCCCUCAAACAGCACCCGCUCCACCUACGCCACAGCAAACCAAUAAGCCCGCCCCGAAGAAAAAAGAGACCAAAGAUAACCGCAAGCGGCCUCCAAAGAAGGCAAACGCUGCCGCAGCUGCCGCAAACACUGCCGCCACUCCCUCUUCUGAAGCAGAGCAUCCUCCGACUCCUACACCGUCGACACCGAUUACGCCCCAACACCCCAAUUCGUUCAACAAGGCCGGCUCAAAUGCCACGAGUGCUCCACAGCAGCCAACAUCUGCGCCUGCACCCCAACCUCUUGUACAACCACCACCGCCACCACCACCGGAUCAAAGUCAACAGCCAUUUAAUGACCUGAGUAUCCCAGAUGCUUCCGCCUUCAAUCUUGAUUUCAGCGCUCUGGAAAACCCGGAUAUCUUGGAAAAUUUUGACUUUGACACGUUUCUCAAUACAGAUGCGGAUACCGCCGGGUUUGGGUUCGAUCCGAACAUAUCAUACCCGACAGAUGGGGUUGAGACCGGUGCCGGAGAUGGCUUGUAAAGGAGUCCAACGGAUAUUUCGUUCUUAUCUCUCAUAUACCCUUCCUUGCUCUGUACAUUCCUAAACUUUGGCUUGUGCUAUUCGGUUUUUGUUCAAUUCCCCUCUUUCUCAUAUGCUUCAACUGUUCUCUUUUAGUGUGUCUCUGUCGACAUGACUUGGAUAUGUGCCUUGAGAUUGGCGUUAAGUGUAUCCGUUAUUGCAUGUCUUUCAUUUUUUUUCUUUUUUAACCGAGACGCGAUUGACCUUGAGAUGGAUUCCACUUGUACUCAAGCUGCGUUAUUGUGACAUCC